CGCUAAUCGGUCCCCAACGCUGCGUUUCUGUUCAGGGUAAUCAGGGGCGGAGCUGCUAAAAGGGAUGGAUGAGGAUGUCCACCUGAAACUGCUGAUACCAUGUGUUGCCGCCGGUGCGAUCAUUGGUAAAGGAGGUGAAGCUGUUGAGUCAAUAAAACGACAGACUGGAGCGCGUUUGAAAAUGUCCAAGGCAAACGACUUCUACCCAGGUACCACCGAGCGAGUUUGUUUGAUUGUUGGCACAAUGAAGGCGUGCAUGCAGCUAAGCGACUACAUAAUGAAGAAAAUAAGUGAACGGACAGACCCUCCCUCGCCAGUCUCUCACCCAGUAUCCACCUCUACAACCUGCCUUCCGGUACACAUGGAGCGACAUAAUCAAGUGAAAAUUCUAGUUCCGAACAGUACAGCAGGUGUAAUAAUUGGGAAAUCCGGGUCUUUUAUUAAGAAGAUUAAGGAAAUGAGCGGUGCUUUUGUGCAAAUCUCACAACGUCCUAAAGGACUUAAACUCAUGGAACGCUGCAUCAUUAUCACUGGGGAUAUGGAUGAGCGGCGAUUAGCACUAUCCAUGGUCCUCUCGAAGAUCGCAGAAGACCCUGAUUCAGCCAGUUGCCCGAAUUGUUCUUAUGUGCAAAUACAUGAACCGGUCGCUAGUGCAUAUCCUACUGGGUCACCGUACGCAGUAAAUACCAAUGAGUCACAACCUUCCGUGCCUUAUGCAACAACCAAUUUACCCUACGUCGAUGCUGAUCAGAGUUGCGUUAAAAUGGAUUUGGCUCCGACAGCGCCAGUGUAUUCUCCGCUUCUCUUCGGACCCCCUAUCCAAAAUUCAGGCAGGUUAUUUCAUGCACUAUUUCAUGGUUUUCAAAACGGCAAUACGAGAAUGGUCUUGAAAUCUUGCGGUAUGAUGUUCCAAAGAAAUGGCGCACCAUUUGCCAAUCCGGCUAUUGCUAUUGCUCUGCGCAUCCAGCGCGACAAUUGUAUGGGCACCAUGUGCUUGUGUGAGGCCCGACUGCUGGAUUCGGGAUCGAAACGUGAUUUUUGUUCCACUACUCCAGGCUAUCAAGAGAUUCCCACCUUUAUUCCAGUCGAUGACACACUGCUUCCCAAUCCUUCCUACCUAACGGCUAUUGCUAACGCGAUGGGCACGUUUACUGUUACUCCUCCUCAACAUUUGUCAGGCUCGAAACUGGUUGCACUUCCCAGUCCAUACAGCCCUCCGGUCGCUUGGUUGACGACGAACACAUUCCCAUUUGGACAAUAUCAAGGGCCCAGUUCGUUGGUACCAUCUGAAUUUUUGACGCCUCCCACUACGCAGUGCGGUUCAUUGCUUCCUUCCUUGCUCGGGUUCCAAUCAGCUGACAGUUUAGCUACUACUGCUCGGACUUACGGGGUGGUUGACGACUGCUCAGCAAAUGUGCCAAACAGCACACCAUCUUCGUCUCUACCGGUCUUCAACCCGUCGGUGCAUACACUCAGGGGCCCCUCCCUUAACGGUUACACUUCAUCACAUGAUUUUACACCUCCUUUGGUGGAUGAGUGUUCAAUGACUGCCGUGUCUAGUCAUGCAAGAUACUGGAGCGGAGGUUCUACCGAUUCUGCACUUACUGAGAGCUUUGCGAGUAUUCGUUUGCACUCUUCUGUUGACGAUAGGCUCCCAGAUGGAGUCCACAGCCCAGUCACACGUCCCCAGUCUUGUUCUUUGACUACCUCGAAUUCGGCGGGUUCCACUGGUGAUCACCACCCGAGUGUUCAGUUUGGAGGGCAUUCAACAACCGUGGAUGAGACUGUCUUCAGCAAGCCUGUACUUUGUUCACCUUCUCUAUGUCAGGCUCGAAAGUCGCUGUUGGGAGACACAAGUCAGCCAGGCGCUGGGUCUCCACAGUGGGCUGAUCUUGUGAACAGUCCAAAGGAACUGGACACUGAUGGUCGAGCCGAAGAAGACACACAUGCAAUCGGUUUCUCAAAUGAGCGAUUUGUGCAAGACGACUUAGAACAGUGGGAUGUUGUAAACACUCCGGUUCUUCCUACUGUGAUCUCCCCUUGUUAUUCGGAUUCUUGUUUCUCACAACGAUCUCCGGUUCAAUCCACGCCAAUCUACGGGAACGCCACCCAGCUCUGUCAUGGUGUGCUUAAUCCCGGGCCUGUCUGUUCCGUCAACACCAUUGGUCUAGCUGCAUCUGCUGAAGGGCCAGUUUACUGUGUUCCACCGGCGUUCUCUUCCGGGCAUGCACCCAAUUCUCUGCAGUUCUUUUGUUUCCACCCGCCUUCAGUCUCAUCAUCAGUCAGUAAUUGCCUCACGACAAGUGGUGUCCCGUUAUCUCCCUUUCCAUCAUCUAUCGUUCCUAACGGAACCCAGCCUUCCUACAACAACACAACGCAAACGUCUUCUGGUGGUCUUUUGAUUGUCGGCACCACACAGCAAGUGAAAAAUGCAUUAUCUGCAAUGCACCUGAACCCAAGACUUCCAUCAGACAUUUCGUCGGCUUCAUCCAACCAAACAUUAUCUGGUCGAGCAUCAAUUAACACCUUUGCAAACCAUUUUGCUACUUCCUUUCCACCGGAUGCUCCGCUCCGUCUGGAUCUUAUUCAACCCCACCACCCACCAGAAACUGCUCCACCACAAGCUUCACUUGAUCAGACUACAACUAGAUGAUAUGCAACUGCUACAAAUGAAACGGAUACUUUACCUCCUUUAAACCGGAUCUGUGAUCCACAAGGUAGAGACUUCCUAUGAUCACCUCACGUUGGGUUGAGUUUAGUCACUUUACGCGACGGUUAUUUAGAUAACUGCACAUAACUAUACAUAUAACUUUCUAUUGUUCUUGCGAUUGCGACUGUUAUUCAUAGCUCCAACCGGUGCAUCCCGCGGGCUGUAUUUGCCGUGCUUCCACAGGUGCCUUAUUGACCAACACAUACUUUGUUUGGGCUUUGUUUCUUUGGCCAAAUACUUUCUUCUGCUGAUUUUUUGCCCCUUCCCCUGGGGGCUUGUUUUGUUUUCGUACGCACAGUGGUUUAUUUUUUAUCAGGCUAAUAGUCAUGCAAGAUUCCCCACUGUUUUUUUAUCGUCAUCGAUUCAGUAUUCGUUCUGUCUAUUAUUACACCUAUCACUCAGUAUUAAUUUCUAUUCCCGUAUAUUUCACUAACGGCAGCUACAUGGUUCAUUCUAUUACAUCAUUUUUUACCUGCUAUCGGUCAACAAUCAGUCGUUUUUUUGUCGAUGAAUUUUUUUAAUUUCUUCUUUUACAAUUGUCUGCUACCGAUUCAGUGCGGUUUAGCGAACACAUUCGAUCGGUUGUACAAAACCGUUCGCCUUAUCUUGUUAUCCGGCGUUAUUUAAGAGUACAGGUCUUUGGCUUCUAUGAGUUACUUCUGGUUUUGCAUGUUUGGGAUAGUCUCUAUUUUUCCCGUUGCUGCAGAUCUUGUUUGAGAUUUUUUGGUGACCGCGG
This is a messenger RNA of Opisthorchis viverrini, 3446 nucleotides long. RefSeq lists its product as hypothetical. NCBI's taxonomy places the organism in Eukaryota, Metazoa, Platyhelminthes, Trematoda, Opisthorchiida, Opisthorchiidae. Gene Ontology annotation, molecular function: mRNA binding. Gene Ontology annotation, biological process: regulation of alternative mRNA splicing, via spliceosome; mRNA splicing, via spliceosome. Gene Ontology annotation, cellular component: nucleus; cytoplasm. Bases 65 to 2653 code for a protein of 862 amino acids. The transcript is spliced from 10 exons. The record is from RefSeq and is a predicted model, not a curated record.